Pteropus alecto (black flying fox) is the source of this 2472-nucleotide messenger RNA. RefSeq names its product glycosyltransferase 8 domain containing 1 (gene GLT8D1). The record is from RefSeq and is a predicted model, not a curated record. NCBI's taxonomy places the organism in Eukaryota, Metazoa, Chordata, Mammalia, Chiroptera, Pteropodidae. Gene Ontology annotation, cellular component: Golgi apparatus. The transcript has 9 exons. Gene Ontology annotation, molecular function: glycosyltransferase activity. The coding region runs from base 1103 to 2137 and encodes 344 amino acids.
CCAACAAACACCAGGUCUUUGCCUUCCUAGACCCCAGAAUGUGUCAAGGGAGACAGCUACAUUACCCCAGAAAUAUGUGACAGCUGGAUUUACUCAGAUAUGGAGGCCCAGGAGAGGUGAGAACUCAGGGGAGGUGCAGCUGAAAGUAGAGUUUGGGGGAGGCUCCCUUGACUCUUGAAAGCCAGGUGAGAGCUAGCUAGAUGAACAGGCAGGGGAGCGAAUAUCCUUAGUGAAGAAUUUUUUGUUGCAGGUAGAAAUAGACAUGUCUCUCUGUGUUAGCCCUCUUUAAAUGCACUUCACAGGGUGGCAAUAGUUGUGGAGACUUCAUGGUAUUUGAGCUAUAAAAAUAAGAUGGGAAAAGGGAAUUGUCUGCUCCAUUUGAGAGACAUCUCUAUUGGAAUCCAUCCAUGCCCUUAAUGUUGGAAUUUGUUUUCAUGAUUAUCAAAGAUUGCAUUCCCUUUCUGAGCCAAGAAUCACUAGCCUUGCUCCUAGAUUAACAAGAUCGUUCAACAAAUAUCACAUGCCUACUGCCAUUUAGUUUAGGUGAAGAGGAUACAUCAGUAAACAAUUUCAUUGAGGUCCUGUUCUCAUAGAACUGACAUACUAGUUGGGGAAGACAGAAAUAAACAAACAAAUGAGAUUUUGUAAUUGAGGAGCAGGAGUGGUGAACUUCCCUGAUGGCUUCUUAGGAAAUGGGUAAGAAGAGGACAGAAAAAUGACCUUGGUCUUUGGUGACCUUGACAAGACGAGAUGGAAUGGAGCAGUAGGGAGAGAAGUCUGGUUGGAGGCUAAAGAGAACAAGAGAGGAAGUGGAGCUAGAGACUUUAAAUCCCUUAAAGAUUUUAGAGAGGAGUUGUAGAGAAAUAGAUUUGUGUGUCAGCUGGGGUGGAGGAGUAGUGUUUUGUUUUUUUUUUUAAUUAACUGGAAAUUACUUGAGCAUGAUAAUAUACUGAUGGGUGUGAUCCAGCAGAGAGUUUGCUGAUGCUGAACCAAGGAAACAGUUACAGGAUAGAUUGCAGAGCAUUGAUGGAAUGGCCUUUGAUGUACAAAGCAAAGCAGAAGAGGGUUAAUAACUAAUAUUUAUGUAAGACAGAAGAGAAAGAUGUCAUUCCGUAAAGGUAUGCUUUUGCUACAAGAUUCAGGAAUUGUGGGGCUUCAGCCCAUAGACUUUGUCCCAAAUGCUCCCCGACAUGCGGUAGACGGGAGACAAGAAGAGAUUCCUGUGGUCAUUGCUGCAUCUGAAGAUAGGCUUGGGGGGACCAUUGCAGCCAUAAACAGCAUUCAGCACAAUACUCGAUCCAAUGUGAUUUUCUACAUUGUUACACUCAAUGGUACAGCAGACCAUCUCCGGUCCUGGCUCGGUAGUAAUACCCUGAAAAGCAUCAGGUACAAAAUUGUGAAUUUUGACACUAAGCUUUUGGAAGGGAAAGUAAAGGAGGAUCCUGACCAGGGGCAAUCCAUAAAACCAUUAACCUUUGCAAGGUUCUAUUUGCCAAUUCUGGUUCCCAGUGCAAAGAAGGCCAUAUAUAUGGAUGAUGAUGUAAUUGUACAAGGUGAUAUUCUUGCCCUCUACAAUACACCACUGAAGCCAGGACAUGCAGCUGCAUUUUCAGAAGAUUGUGACUCAGCCUCCACUAAAGUUGUCAUCCGUGGAGCAGGGAACCAGUACAAUUACAUUGGAUACCUUGACUAUAAAAAGGAAAGAAUCCGUAAGCUUUCCAUGAAAGCCAGUACUUGCUCAUUUAAUCCUGGAGUUUUUGUUGCAAACUUAACAGAAUGGAAAAGACAGAAUAUAACCAACCAACUGGAAAAAUGGAUGAAACUCAAUGUAAAAGAAGGACUGUAUAGUAGAACACUGGCUGGCAGCAUCACAACACCUCCUCUGCUGAUUGUAUUUUAUCAACAGCACUCCACUAUUGACCCAAUGUGGAACGUCCGCCACCUUGGCUCCAGUGCUGGAAAACGAUAUUCACCCCAGUUUGUAAAAGCUGCCAAGUUACUCCAUUGGAAUGGGCACUUUAAGCCAUGGGGAAGAACUGCUUCAUAUACUGAUAUCUGGGAAAAAUGGUAUAUUCCAGACCCAACAGGCAAAUUCAGCCUAAUCCGAAGACAUAUGGAGAUUUCAAAUAUAAACUAAAAUAUAAUUUGUGCUAUAAGCACUUCUCAGGAAAUUCUGGAAGAUAGUAUGUAUCUAUCUUCCAGAUACUACAGGAAAGUAACAGUAGCAGCAACUCAUGGAAAAAGGGACAUUUCAGCUGGGUAAAGAGGACAGACUACAUUGUCUGGCAGUCAGCCUCCAAGAUAAAAGACUAUAUGUCUCCAUCUGCCUUACCAAGUGUUUGCUUACUACAGUGCUGAAUGACCAGAGGUGAACAGACUCAAAGAGCUAGUACAGCCAGUUCAACACUACUACUUGGUUUUAAUUUUGUAACCUGUGGCCUGAUCUUUAAAUAAAAUGAAACCUACAUUUUU